This is a messenger RNA of Frieseomelitta varia, 961 nucleotides long. RefSeq lists its product as uncharacterized. The transcript has 4 exons. The coding region runs from base 170 to 961 and encodes 263 amino acids. The record is from RefSeq and is a predicted model, not a curated record. NCBI's taxonomy places the organism in Eukaryota, Metazoa, Arthropoda, Insecta, Hymenoptera, Apidae.
AUGACUGAAAUUGCAGCCUACUUAUUGUGCUGUGCCACAAUUUCGUUUGUUUAUUGAUUCAUACGUACAUACAUAUGUACACAUGUAAUUUGAAAAACACGUGGCUAGCAGUUCGUUCAUAACCUCAAAUCUUUAUUAUGUAUGAAUAAAUUAAUAAAAUCCAGUUACGAUGCCAUGGAAAUUUGAAAAAGAUGUUAUUUACACAUGCACACAGAGUAACAAAAAGAAUGGAAAGAAUCAAGAUAAAAAGAAUUUCUCGAAAAUAAAAACGUUCUAUAUGGGACUGAUGUGUUUCGUGAUAUACUGUUUAAGUUGUAUCACUUUCGAAGCCAAAAACCAUUUUCCUCACGGGAAACUAAUGACCAAAUCUGCGGCAUUUAAUGCUCUUUUUCGACGAAAUUAUAAUUUAAAAAUUGUAAUACUAGUAACGAACAUACUCACAGGACUUAUAACUACUCUGAUGAUAACUAUCGCUGAUAGAUACGAUAUUCCCUACCUAUAUUUACCAUGGUUAGUGAAUACCAUGAAAGGAAUUGCUCUGUGUGAAGGACCAGCGCUUUUAAGCUUGGCCAAUGUACUUCUACCUAACAUUACUCUCCCCACUGCAACUUUUAUACUUAUAACUUUCUUUCUAUAUGUCGAACAACUUUACAUUUGGAAUAAUGUAUUCAUAAAAUUCCAACACUGCUGGGAGAAUUAUCACAAUGAAAAACUUUCUGUUAUAGAAAAAACAAAAGAGAAGUUAUUUACCACGCGUAAUAAAAAGUUAAUGUGUCAGAAUAAUGUUAAUAACGAACUACAUAUUGGUAUUGAAAAGUUGAAAUCUGAUAAAAAACCGAUCGAAUUCUAUGACAACAUUAACAAACAAAUUUCUACUGAAAUUCGUUUAAGGCCGAUUAAAAAUGCCACUAAAGAUAAUGAUAAUUUUAUACAGAAUCAAUUAUUGGAUAUAACUGGAUAA